This is a messenger RNA of Limulus polyphemus (Atlantic horseshoe crab), 1582 nucleotides long. RefSeq names its product gonadotropin-releasing hormone II receptor-like. Gene Ontology annotation, molecular function: G protein-coupled receptor activity; peptide binding. The record is from RefSeq and is a predicted model, not a curated record. Lineage: Eukaryota; Metazoa; Arthropoda; Merostomata; Xiphosura; Limulidae. Gene Ontology annotation, biological process: G protein-coupled receptor signaling pathway. Gene Ontology annotation, cellular component: membrane. The transcript is spliced from 3 exons. Bases 174 to 1382 code for a protein of 402 amino acids.
GGAAUACAGUUGGAGAAAAGUCGCUGUAUUCUGUGUCAACCAGAUUUGGAUCUGAUGAUAACUUUCUAUUACAACGCUCUUGCCUAACUGACCGGUCACACCUGUUGUCACUCAAGUAUUUUCAAUAUUCACGAAUCUUGAAAGAGCUAGUCAACACAUCUGUAUUGGUGAAAAUGGAAGAGAUGAAUUUCACAGCAGAAUUUAUCCAGAACGAAACGUUGAACAAAACGAACGAAACUGUUGGUUUGCCAGAACACUUGCUAUUCAAUGAAGAAAUCGCCGGCGAAAUCGUAGCUUAUAGUUUAUUGCUGGUGGUGGCUGCGGUGGGGAACGUUUCGGUUUUCGUCACUCUGCUUCGUACUCGCCAGAGAAAGUCCAGGAUCAAGUUAAUGAUCCUUCAUUUGACUGUUGCCGAUCUCAUUGUGACUUUUAUCAUGAUUCCACUGGAGAUUGGCUGGAGGAUCACAAUGAAGUGGGUAGCUGGAGACGCCGCAUGUAAAAUCAUGCAAUUUCUUCGGGCUUUCGGUCCUUACCUCUCUUCAAUGGUUUUGGUCUGUAUUAGCCUAGACAGAUAUUUUGCUAUCUUACACCCUUUGAAAGUAAACGACGCCCAAAGACGAAGUAAGAUCAUGUUAACAUUCGCAUGGGUGAUAAGUGUCAUCUGCAGCAUUCCACAGUGUGUGUUGUUCAAGGUUCAACAUCAUCCAGAGUUCCCAGAGUAUACACAGUGUGUCACUUUUGAAUUUCUCUCGGAUCCUUGGCAAGAUAGGACCUAUAACAUCUUCUGUAUUCUAGUCCUCUACGGAGUUCCCUUGAUUAUCAUCAUUUAUUGCUAUUCUAAGAUUCUGUGGGUCAUCACCCGACGUUCCCGAGAUAAUGAAGGAGAUUUAUCCCAAGAGCAGCAAUUCCAUGGACGUCUUCGACUUCGAAGGUCCGACAUGACUCGUAUAGAAAGAGCUCGUACACGAACUCUCCGAAUGGCCAUAACCAUCGUCUCUGCAUUUUUCUGGUGCUGGACGCCGUACGUUGUGAUGGUUCUUUGGCAUCAAAUAGAUAGGGAAUCGGCAAACAAAGUGGAUUCCAAAAUCCAAUCUUCGCUAUUUAUAUUCGCAGUUUCCAAUUCCUGCGUCAAUCCGUUGGUGUAUGGAAGUUACGCUAUCAACUUUAAGCAUGUCUUCAAAACCUGUUUCCUUGGGAUAAUCUGCCCAAGAAAUUCGAUUCGCUUUGGAUCUCGCCGCAUGGCCUCCACUAACGGCACUAGAGACACUCAGUUUGAGCCACGUGACCAAUGGCCACCGCGAGCAAUGGCUGUUACCGUUGAUGCUACUGGAGCAAAGCCUUGCUGCAAACUGUUAACUCACCAACUGAAUCGGCCGGUUUAAUUUAGUCCAGUCCUAUAAAUCAUUAAAUAUUUGAUGUAUCCAGAAGUGGACUAGUGGCUAUCUGCUAAAUUGUGAAUCCAAGAACCUAUAAUUCUCGUUCCAUUCCCGAUAAACAAACAUAAAAAGCUCUCUCAACACUUUAAGAGUCAUAGGUGUAAGAUUGACAGUCAAAUUUCAUUAAUCAAUUAAAGUAACACAAG